This is a messenger RNA of Glycine soja, 870 nucleotides long. Its product is annotated as agamous-like MADS-box protein AGL103. The coding region runs from base 1 to 870 and encodes 289 amino acids. The transcript has a single exon. NCBI's taxonomy places the organism in Eukaryota, Viridiplantae, Streptophyta, Magnoliopsida, Fabales, Fabaceae. The record is from RefSeq and is a predicted model, not a curated record.
AUGUGUCGAGUUGAAGCCUGCUUGAUUGUGUAUGAUGAAAUGAAUGAUGAUGUUGGAACAAUGACUUGGCCCAAAGACCCCACACUAGUACGUCCCAUCAUUGAAAACUAUGAGAGUCAAAGGGCUGAGAAACCUCCCAAUACCUUUGUUAUUGAUGACUUUUUCGAGAAUAGGAAUAACAUGAUUGAAUCUGAGAUUUCCAAAUUGCAUAAACAGGCUAGAGAGAUCAAGUAUCCAAGUUGGGAUCCGAGUUUGAGCAAUAUGGGAGACGAACAAUUGAGGGCAUUCAUUGCUAAUGUGAAUGCCAAGAUUGAAGCUUGUGACCAGAGAAUUGACAUGUUGAAAAAUACGAACCAAGAUGAAGCCAACAACAUCAACUCCAUGCAAAAUAUGCAUGGUUCACGCCAACUAAAUUUCAUGCAAAACAUUUCUCAAAGCCAAAUCAUCCCUACUCCUGCAGAGCCACUAGUACUUAAUGAUAAUAAUGGGAGGGUAUUGAAUUUUGCAAAUUCAACAAAUCAGGUUGGUGGAGCUUCUAGUCAUGGAAUUAAUAUGUUGAGAAACAUUCAACAAGAUGAUGCUAAUUGCUCUAGUUAUAUGCCAAGCAUGGCUCAAAGCAAACUUAAUUGCUUGCAGAACAACUCUCAGAGCCAACUGAUCACACUUCAAACUUUGAGGUCACUCAAAGCAAAAAAUAAGAUGGUAGAUUUUACUAAUCAAGUUGUUGUUCCUCAAGAUUCAAUUAAUCAACUUGGUGAGUCUUUGGAUUGGACUAAUCAUCAUGGUGAAUUUGAGUGGGCCAAUGGACUCAUUGGGGUUGAGGAUUGGUCUAAUCCACUAAGAGUGUUGUUAGGUGCACCCAACAUUUAA